Molecule: messenger RNA, 3490 nt
Organism: Nomia melanderi (Alkali bee)
Lineage: Eukaryota; Metazoa; Arthropoda; Insecta; Hymenoptera; Halictidae
Gene: Naprt
Product: nicotinate phosphoribosyltransferase
Biological process (GO): NAD+ biosynthetic process via the salvage pathway
Cellular component (GO): cytosol
Molecular function (GO): nicotinate phosphoribosyltransferase activity
Source: RefSeq, a predicted model, not a curated record
UUCGAAUCUUCGACGGAUCGGUUAGGCACGGUACGCGAGUGAGCUCUGGAAGGGGGAGAAGGGAGUGAACGAGAGAAGGUGGGAACGAGAGGAAGAGGAGAAAGAGGAGAAAGAGGAGAAAGAGGGAAAAGGAGAAAAAUUCGAUCAUUGCCGUGGUGAAAAUUCACGACGCCUUCGCACGCUCACGUGUUCGAACGAAAUAGAUAACCCGAUUCCUAGUUAUUUUUUAAGAGAGGGCUUCGCUAUUGGUGGGAAUGGCAGAAUAACAGGUCGCGUAGUUCGUAACGUCCUUCAAACGUUCCUAUCGAUUCUGAGAGAGUGCACGGAGAGACGGCCGGAGCAGUAUAAUACGAUGUUCACCGUCGGGACAUGUUAGUUGAUCGGUAACGGUGCUUGUUGUCCAGUGAUCGCCGUCGACGUUCCUCGCUCUAGGAUAACAGGCUUCCCCUUUUCUUUUUUUCACUCUCCGUUUUCCGUUGGUCGUUCUCUCCGACCGAACCCCGACCGCUAAAAGAGAUUCCGCGGAAAAUGUCAGACGACGAGGGCAAAUCGUGGUGUCACUCCCGUCAAACGUGUGUGGUGCAACCACUCUUGACAGAUUUGUAUCAAAUUACAAUGGCAUACGCUUACUGGAAAAGCGGAAAAAUGAACGAUCACGCAGUGUUUGAUUUAUAUUUUCGCAAAAAUCCGUUUCAAGGGGAAUUCACUAUUUUUGCUGGAUUGGAAGAAUGUAUCAAAUUUUUGGAGAAGUUUCAUUAUUCUUCGAGUGAUAUCAAAUAUUUGAAGUCGACUAUGCCAUCGUCGGUAGAUCAAAGGUUUUUCGAUUACUUGAAAGACCUUACACCCAAAGAUGUGACAAUAUAUGCCAUGGAGGAGGGUUCGGUUGCUUUUCCUAGAAUACCAUUACUAAGAGUAGAAGGUCCAUUAAUAAUGGUACAACUUUUGGAAACAACACUGUUAACCUUAGUAAACUAUGCAAGUUUAAUGGCAACUAAUGCAGCAAGGUACCGCAUGGUUGCAGGGAAAAAUAUAACAUUGUUAGAAUUUGGCCUUCGAAGAGCUCAGGGUCCUGAUGGUGGAUUGAGUGCAUCUAAAUACAGUUAUAUGGGUGGGUUUGAUGGUACCAGUAAUGUACUAGCUGGAAAGCUUUACAAUAUUCCUGUGAGUGGAACACAUGCGCAUGCAUACAUUACAUCUUUUACUGGCAUUGAUGACUUGCAAGAAAGAACAUUGGCACAUAAAGAAACAGGAGAGGUUUACGAUCUUCUGGAAUUAGCAUACAAACAUCAGGAUUCUAUUGCAGCUGAUGUAGGAACACUAGUUUCUGAGGCUUCUAGCGGAGAAUUAGCUGCUUUGAUUAGUUACGCUAUUGCUUUCCCGCAACGAUUUGUUGCUCUUGUAGACACGUAUGACGUGAAAAGCAUCGAAACCACGGCCAAGAGACAGGCACGUAUAGCCAGCCUAAAUGUAAAGAAUAAACGUCUAACAAAUGGGUCCAAUUCUCAUGCCCAAAAUGGUGUCAGAAACAAUCCGAUUAUAUCAGAAACGACUUCGCAUCACAAGAAUGGCUUUUUAAGACGAGGCGAAUUGGGUGAGCUCUAUGUGAGGAGUGGCCUUCUAAACUUCUGUGCUGUGGCAUUAGCUCUAAAUGAUUUGGGUUACAAAGCACUUGGUAUCAGAAUUGAUAGUGGCGAUUUAGCAUACUUAAGUAAUGCCGCUAGGGACAUAUUUGAACGAAUUGCAGUUAAAUAUAAUAUACCCUGGUUUGCAAAGUUGAUGAUUUGUGCAUCAAAUGACAUAAAUGAAGAAACUAUUUUAAGUUUAAAUGAACAGAGUCAUAAGAUCGAUUGCUUUGGAAUCGGUACACAUUUGGUAACAUGUCAAAGACAGCCAGCAUUGGGUUGCGUUUAUAAAAUGGUUGAAAUUAAUAGUCAGCCUAGGAUUAAGCUCAGUCAGGAAGUCGGUAAAGUAACAAUACCAGGAAAAAAGGAUGCGUUUAGAUUAUAUGGAACAGACGGAUACGCUUUAAUUGAUCUUUUACAAAGAUCCACCGAGGACGUUCCACAAAUAAAGCAAAAAGUUCUCUGCAGACAUCCGUUUCAAGAAUCAAAAAGAGCAUAUGUUAUCCCAACACGAGUAGAAUCCCUGCAUAAGGUAUAUUGGAAGAAUGGUAAAUUAUGUCAACCACUACCCACUUUGCAUGAAGUACGAAAUAGAGUGCAGGAGUCUUUAAGAACGCUGAGAAAUGAUCACAAAAGAAAUUUGAAUCCCACACCAUACAAAGUUGCUGUCAGUGAUGAUUUAUAUAAUUUCAUACAUGAUUUGUGGCUUCAAAAUGCACCCAUUGGGGAGCUUUCGUGAAGUUAUGAUUAGAUUACAAUUGCAAAAAUGGUUACAAAAAAAGAGCAUAGUUGUUAACAUAUAAAAUAGACCGUGUAUUCUGAUGGCCUAUACGACAUAUUAUACCGAGGGUUUCAAAAGUUUAUUUUUUACACUGUUCAAAAAAUAUCUACUUGUACAACCAUCGUUUGACUAUAGUAGUAUAUUUUGAUAAAUGAGUGCAAAUCAUCCUACCAUAUGUUUAUAUAGUUUUAUAAGCAUAGGACAGAUUAUCUUUAGGAAUUGUUGCAAUUUUUAUGAACUGUACUGUGAACGUGUAACAGUAUUAGUAAACGUGAACUAGCCAUGCACAAUUUAAGUAGAAAUAUUUUCAAUUUUUAAUUGAACAAAAAGGAUUAAAUGUAUAUACAAUACAAACAAGUUUGCAGACUUAAUGUAAAUGAACUGUAAAUAAUCGUCGAUGUCAUUUAAAACUUCUUUUUAUAAGAAAAGGUUUUUCAAAUUUUCUUAUUUAAAUAAAUUAUUUUUUUAGUGCAACUAAAAAUUAAAGUAGAAAAAGAAUUUUAUGAAGUAAGAUUUUAAAUGUUUACGAGCACAUUAAAUAAUUUACGUUCUGAGUUUGAUUUCUUGUCAUGAAAAAGUGUACAAAUUUCGGGCAUAAUAAAAUUUGUAUAGAAUUUUAAGAUGUAUAAAUAUGUAAAAAAAAUAUAUUACAGACGAAAAUCUAUUUGGUAUAUGACACUGGUUUUAAAACAAUUCUUUCUACAAUUCGAGUAAGCUUUGAACUGACAUGUUGCUAAGUUCAUUGAACUUAGUUCAUUGAACUGUUCGGAUUAUCCUUUUUUGAAGAUGUUUACAUAUAAUUUGACCUUGUUUUGUACUGUAUAGUUGUAUUGAAAUGUACUUUAGGAAUACAUGUAAUAAGUUAGUAUUGAAUAAUGAUAGAUUUUUACACAGAAAUUUUAUUGUAAAUGCAUUAGUAGAUCUGGUGUUUUUUCACAUUAGAAUAAUUUAAUGUAAACGAACACAAUAAUAAAGAUAAUUGUUUUUAUAAUAAAAUUAACGACGUGUAGUGUGCAAUCAUAUUGAUGUGUAUUUGUAAAAAUACUGUGAAAUAAUCAUUCGCUUAGGGAAGUCAGUUAUAUCCGAA